Entamoeba dispar SAW760 is the source of this 2742-nucleotide messenger RNA. RefSeq lists its product as uncharacterized. Gene Ontology annotation, cellular component: P granule. The coding region runs from base 1 to 2742 and encodes 913 amino acids. NCBI's taxonomy places the organism in Eukaryota, Evosea, Mastigamoebida, Endamoebidae. Gene Ontology annotation, molecular function: protein binding; piRNA binding. The record is from RefSeq and is a predicted model, not a curated record. Gene Ontology annotation, biological process: regulatory ncRNA-mediated gene silencing. The transcript has a single exon.
AUGUCAAGUAUUUAUCCAAUUAAUAAUGAUUUAAAUAAUACAAUUCCUCUUUUAUCACAAAACCAAAAUAGUCUUUUAUCAUCAUUACCAAAAAAACCAUUACAUGAUCUGUAUAUUCAACAAUACCCAGUUAUUACAAAUUACUUUGAAAUUCAUUUUAGUAAAAUUCAUUUUGUUAGUUAUAAAGCUAAGUUUAUUCCAAAUACUCUUAACUCAUCACUUAAAAGAGCACUUUUAAUUGCACAUUUUAAUUCAAUUGGAUUACAUAAAAUUAUAACUGAUGGUUGUACGGUUUCAUUACCAGAAACAAUUAUUGAAGAACAUUGUCAUUUUUCAAUUCAUUCAAAGAACAAUAUUGUGUAUAUAGUUGAUUUAACACCAAUUCAUAGCAAUGUAUUUACAACUCAAAAAGCUAAUAUUUUAUUAAAAUCAAUAUUUGUAGAAGAUACUAAUUUUAUUGUGUCUUUCAAAAAAAGUUUUUAUGAUACUUCCAAAACAAUUGAAUUAAAUACUUCUGAUGGGAAAUUAAAAAUAUUAAAUGGAUUUUCAUCAACUUUACGUAUAUUUGGAAAUAAAACAUUUCUCGUUGUAAAUUCAUCUUAUAAAAUAUUUCAAACAAAAACAUUUUUACAAUUUAUGGAAAAUAAAAGUGUUGAACAAAUCAAAUUUGAAUUUAAACCAAUAUCUUUAUUUAAUUCAUUAACAAAAAAAUUAGUAAAAAUUGAUUCUAUUGAUUUUUCUAAAACACCACUGCAUACUUUUAAAUUGAAAGAUGGAAAAGAAAUAUCAUUUAUAGAUUAUUAUCAAUUAAAAUAUGGAGUAAUUAUUAAAAAUAUAGAACAACCUUUACUUGUACAAAAUAAUCCUUUCUUUAAAGAAAAUAAUAAGUUAAAUGAAUUUAGUUAUUUUAUUCCAGAAUUUAUGUAUAUGACUGGACUUUCUUCAAAAAUGAAAUCAGACAAAAAAUUAUUAUCUGAACUUGAAAAUAUUUUUUAUAAACCCCCAAAUAUUAAAUUAGAAAAUAUCCAAAGUCUUGUUUUACAAUAUAUUUGUAAACUUCCUAGUCUAAAUUUGUGGAAUAUUACUAUCAAUCCUAUUCCUUUGAAAAUUAUGGGAUUCAGAUUACAAAGACCUCAAUUAAUAUUUAGAGAUUCAUUUCUACAAUUACCAACAUUAAAAGAAUGGUCAUAUGACAUUAGAAAUAAAUUAUUAUAUAACCCUGUAACUAUUACUAAAUGGUGUGCUCUUGUCCCUACUCAAUAUCUUGAUUAUUUUAUUCGUUUUGAACAAAUUUUACAUCAAUUUCAUACAAAAAUACAUAUUGAAUAUACAUCACCAAAAAUUAUUAAAAUGAUUGGUCUUUCACUUGAUGAUUAUUUUAAUGAAAUUUUGAAUUAUAAAAUUGUAUUCGUUGUUCUUUUAAACGAUUCAUUAUAUGAAGACAUUAAACGAAAAUGUUUUGAUAGGGAAAUUAUUACUCAAUGUAUUCUUCCAGAUACUUUAAAAAAACAAAAUUUAUUUCCAAUUGUAAGUCAAAUAACUUAUCAAAUUCAAUCAAAGUUAGGAGGUAUUCCAUGGGACGUUCUAACUAAUAAUAAACUUUUUAAAACUAUGAUUAUUGGUAUUUCUGUAAUACCAUAUGAUGAUAAUAAAGAAUGUAUUUCACUUGUUUCAUCUAUGAAAUCUAAUUCAUUGGCCACAAGAAAAAAAUAUUCAACUAUUGAAAAAAAAGGGUGUGGGAAUGAAGGAUAUAAUAGUCAAAUAUUAAUUCAAAAAGCAUUAGAUGAUUGGUACAAAGAAAAUUUAGAAUACCCUUCUAAUAUUAUUAUUUAUAGAAAGGCAAAUAAAACUUCAUUAUUAAAAAUUAAAGAAGGAGAAUUAAGUCUUUUAAAACAAGUCAUUAGUUCAAAAGGUAUUCCUAUCAAACUUCUCUAUUUUAUUGUGUCAAGUAGAAAUGAUAUUAAAAUAUUUAGUCAAAAUUAUCAAAGUUAUUUUAAUCCUCAACCUGGAACUAUUAUUUGUGACACUAUCUUUGAACAUGAUAACUUUGAAUUUUAUUUAAUAAGUCAUAUACCAAUGAAAGGAGUUGUUCGUCCUGUUCUUUACACUUCACUUUAUAAUUCAACUGAAUUUACUCAACAACAAAUAUAUCAAAUUACAUUUGAUUUAUGUCAUUUACAUUAUUCAAUAUUAUCUUCUAUUUAUAUACCUGCUCAUUUAUUCGAAGCAAAUGAAUUAAGUCAUGUCUUAAAUAAAUGUGGCUAUACUAAAACUACUUUUACUGAAAAAUUUAAAAAUAAAAGAAACCAAUUAAGAAGACAACUUUUUGAUACACAAAGAGAACAAGACUAUGACAAAUCUUCAUUUGACCAAAAAAAAUUAAAGCUAAUGAAUACAAGAUAUGAAAAAACCUCUGAAAAAAUUCUAGAUUCAUCUAAUACCUCUUCAAAAACUAUUCUUCUUCAAGUGUCUGAAGAUUUAAAAAGUCAAAUAACACAAAAAAAACCUCGUCUUUCUAAAACCCUUUUAGAAAAAGAAGUAAAAAAAAAUAACACUACUACUCACAAAAAGACAAAAAAUAAAAGGACUUUUUCAUUAGAAGAAAUUAACACAGUCAGAAAAGGUACUCCUAUUUCAAAACCAGAAGAUCAUUCUGAUCUUAGUUUUAGUUAUGGGGUUAUUACAGAUGAAUCGCUUACUAACACCGAUUAUUAUGAUAUUAGUUCACAUCCUUAUUAUUAA